Leptomonas pyrrhocoris is the source of this 1009-nucleotide messenger RNA. RefSeq lists its product as hypothetical. The transcript has a single exon. Lineage: Eukaryota; Euglenozoa; Kinetoplastea; Trypanosomatida; Trypanosomatidae. The record is from RefSeq and is a predicted model, not a curated record. The coding region runs from base 89 to 1009 and encodes 306 amino acids.
GGCUAUAGCAAGGAAGUAGACGUGAGUGCUACCAUUCGAGCCCCAUACAAUUGUUUGCGUUUUCGCCGACACUCCUAAACUGCUUAAGAUGGUGCGACUCGGCGUCUUCACGCCGGUGUGUGUGCUCGCCGUGCUGCUGAGCUGCUUUGCGGCAACGACGGCGCAGGCCGACAUGUUUCUCGCCCCCACCGCGUCCUACGUCCCCGUCGCCGCCCUCGACGACCUGCAGAGAGCCUGCCAGGCGGUGCAGGCCGACAGCACCGUCCAGGCCCUGUACACGGCCGCCGUGAAGACCGACGUCAACGAGUACAUGGCCAACCAGAGCGCGACGCAGGCCUUCGUCGCCGCCGCCUACACGGACAAGGUGGGCUGGUACUGGCACGUGACGCAGAUGGGCGAGACGAGCACCUUCGCCGUGCUCGCGUCGGAGUUCGUGGGCGGCCGGCUGCCCGACGGCACCACCGGCAGGUACGCCGUGUACAGCACCACCGCCGGCGGCCUGCAGGCGGCGGACGGCAGGACGGACUACAAGGUGUUGUGCUACACGGAGCGUCGCUACUCCGAAAAGAAGAAGAGCAAGUUUCCGUGGUGGGCGAUCCUCAUCAUCGUCCUCGGCUGCGUCGCCGUCGUCGCGGUGGUGCUCACGGUGGUGCUGUGCUGCUGCUGCAAGAAGAAGCAGCGCUACACGGACGACAACGAGGACGGGGAGAGCGCCCUGAGCAGCCGUAGCGGCUCCUUCCGCACCCAGAGUACAAGCUUCGCGGGCUCCAGUCGCACGGGCAGCUUCUCGAGGUCCAGCUCCUUCUCCUCGCGUGGCUCGAGCUUCUCGGGUGCGAGCAAGAGCUCCAGCGUGACCGGCAGCACCGCCACCUCCUCCGUGGGUAGCGCGUCGCUCUCGUCAUCGGCCGCCGCGUCCUCAGUCACGUCAGGUAGUCGCUCAGCGAGCGCAUCGGAGACCAGUUCGUCGCUUUCGCAUAACUCCGCAGAGAAUGAACUGACGAAGACGUGA